Messenger RNA from Microdochium trichocladiopsis, 174 nucleotides. RefSeq lists its product as uncharacterized. The transcript is spliced from 3 exons. NCBI's taxonomy places the organism in Eukaryota, Fungi, Ascomycota, Sordariomycetes, Xylariales, Microdochiaceae. Gene Ontology annotation, cellular component: mitochondrion; ribosome. The record is from RefSeq and is a predicted model, not a curated record. Gene Ontology annotation, biological process: translation. Gene Ontology annotation, molecular function: structural constituent of ribosome. Bases 1 to 174 code for a protein of 57 amino acids.
AUGGCGAAGAAACAGAAAUCCCGCAUGAUCCCCGUGCGCCUCAUCUCCAUGGCCAUGACGGGCUUCUUCUACCAGUUCACCCGGCCCCGGACCUCGAAACCAAUGAGCAUGCUCAAGUACGACCCGAUAGUGCGGAAAAAGGUGCUCUUCCUCGAACAGAAGCGAAAAGGUUGA